This is a messenger RNA of Xenopus laevis (African clawed frog), 1914 nucleotides long. RefSeq names its product multivesicular body subunit 12A L homeolog (gene mvb12a.L). NCBI's taxonomy places the organism in Eukaryota, Metazoa, Chordata, Amphibia, Anura, Pipidae. Gene Ontology annotation, cellular component: cytoplasm; late endosome membrane; ESCRT I complex. Gene Ontology annotation, biological process: endosome to lysosome transport via multivesicular body sorting pathway; viral budding; receptor catabolic process. The record is from RefSeq and is marked provisional.
GGCGGCUGUGUCGGAAGGAUCGAAAGUGCUUUAUUUUCGGGGGUGUUCGUAGCACUUCAUCAAGUGUCCUUUAUCUAAAAUCUACCGUAACUGGAUUUUUCUGUUAACAAUAAGAUGGAGAACAGUUCUACACCCAUCACUGGAUUGGCCUGGAUAUCUAGCGUCACUCUGUGUCCCAAGACCUACAAUAUGAUUGUGGCAACGGUUGAAGGAGCCUCGGCCAACUUUGUUAAGGGCUUUAACCAGAAAUCGGCUGUGUACCUUGGUUACAGCACAGUCCCAGAGGGUCUGGAGCAAGUUAUCACUGACAUUCAAAUGCUGAAUGAAAAGACAGUGCUGCCUGUUGGGUAUGCUUUCAUCGGGGAACACUUAGACCCAAAAAUCUCUGUGCCAAAGAAAAAAAGGCUAUGUGUAAAGCAGAUGCCUAUGCACACUGCAGAAACCGCUGUCUGUGAGAUCAAAUUAUCCAUGAAAAGCAAGCAGUUUGGUGCUCCAUAUGAACGCAUUGGUGAAAUAAGUGGAUUGGUAUUUUGGUGCAGAAAAGGCAGUGUGUCGGCUCCCAAACCUACUCCAAAACCUCGAAACAUUACUUCUGGCAUUAAAGGGCUUUCUCUUGACAGCAACACCGCAGUCCAACCAGUAAGACGAGCAAGUGCACCAAAUCCAGAUGCAGGACAAGCGGUUCCACUGAGUAAUGGUAAAUGGGGUUUGUCGGAGAAUGCUAUUUAUGAUUCUUCAAAUAUUUAUGGCAUAUCUGCUAUAGAUGGGAUCCCUUUUACAAUUCACCCAAUGUUUGAGAAUACUAUUAACAAUUCUUCAGUGGCCGCCUCAGACUUCAGAGAUCUACAUAUAAAGACUCUGUCUGAGAUUGAGAGUGAGUACAACUAUGGAUUUGUGGUUGAAAAAACUGCAGCGGCUCGUAUUCCACCACGGCUACGUUAGAAGAUCGAGUUGGCCGUUUUGCACUUCCUGAGAGAACUGGAGAAUUUUGGUAUAAAUGAGUGACAACAAUAGAACCUAAGAAAGAAAGAAGAUUUCUACUAAUGAUUCCCAAAACACAUGGAACAGCACAGCUCUAAAAACAUGCAAUUUCAUUAGCUGGACUAAGGAUUGUGGUAUUUCUAUUAUUGAGACGAAUUUUAGCCUUUUUUUAAGAGGUUGCCUUAAACUUUUACUAUGAUGUGCAGAUGUACAAAGCGAUAGAAUAAGACAGUUUGCAGUUGGUCUUUAAUUUGUAUUUUUUUAGUUCUCUUUUUUUUUUGUGUUGUUUAGCAGCUGUUCAGCUUCAGAUUUCAGGGCCCAGUUUAUCCUAGCAACCAGGCAGUAGUUUGAAAGUGAGACUGAAUGAUAAAUAGCAGCGAACCUGAGAAAAAUAAUUCAGUAGCUUUUCUCUGCCAGGGUCAAUGACCCCCUGCAACCUGAUUAAAUUGAAAGCUGCAGCAGAGCAAUAAUAUAAUAUAAUUUAAAAAUUAUAAAUUAAAGUCCGCUUGAAAAGUUAUUCUGUAACAUAAUAAAAGUUAACUGAAAUGAGUGAGCCACCCAUAUAACUUGAAUAUUUAGGGUCAAAUACAGUAGAUGUAAAUCUGGCGCGUUCUUUGCUUCCUGCGGUGACACUACAGCAAUUACAAUAAAUCUUAUUAUAGAAGGGAAAAAGGAACAAGAAGCCAUAUUUGUGAAAACCAGCACCUCUUUAUGCAGGAUGGUCACUCGUUUUACCUUUAUUACUAUAUAACAUUUACUAUUAUGUUUCUGUUUGGGAUUUUGUCCUGCUAAGAGCAAAUUGCUGUGUAAAUCUUUGGAGAAGUAAUCUUGUCUCAUUCCAUGUAUAUAAUAAUAAGUUUCUGAUUGUAAUAUGAAGAAUUUACAUUCCUGCCUGAAACAGUAGUAUAUAAUAAAAUGCCUAUUUACAACCUA